Molecule: messenger RNA, 3974 nt
Organism: Eptesicus fuscus (big brown bat)
Lineage: Eukaryota; Metazoa; Chordata; Mammalia; Chiroptera; Vespertilionidae
Gene: ZNF614
Product: zinc finger protein 614
Exons: 4
Coding region: 204-1913 (569 amino acids)
Biological process (GO): negative regulation of transcription by RNA polymerase II
Molecular function (GO): DNA-binding transcription repressor activity, RNA polymerase II-specific
Source: RefSeq, a predicted model, not a curated record
GAUCCUGGCUCCCCAAUAGUAAGAGGCAUCAAGUAAAGGAAUGAAGGAAGAAAAAGGAGGCUCUUCAGCUUGGAUACCAUAAUUUCUGGGGACAACUUUAACUGGAAACCUAGAUUUCUAACUCUAAGAACUUUAUGGUAGAUGCAGAGGACACAACAUACAUAGAAUCCAUGGAACUCAGUAUUUCCUGAGCACAGAAGAAAAUGAUGGGAGCCCAGGAAUUGCUGACACUGGAGGAUGUGGCUGUGGAGUUCAGCUGGGAGGAGUGGCAGCUCCUGGACCCUGCUCAGAAAGACCUGUAUCGGGAUGUGAUGUUGGAGACCUACAACAAUCUGGUUUCACUGGGGUAUCACACUGCCAAGCCCGAUGUUCUGUCCAAGUUGGAACGUGGAGAAGAACCACGAAGAGAGGAUGAAAUCGAUACAGGAAGCUGUCCAGGAAUCAGGAACGUUGACAGCUGUCUGCAGGAGCACUCUCACAACCAAAUAGUUCUGAAGAGCAUACAACAAUGCAAUGAAAGGAAUGCACUUAGAAAUGCUUUUCAUCUGAGCAGAACCAAUACAGCCAUAAUGCGUAAUCGUAUGUUGGAAUUAUGUAGGGAAGCUUUGAAAUCAAGUUUAACUAACCAGAAGCAAAGAUAUGAAGUAAAGAACCCCAUUGAGUUUAAUGGAGAUGAGAAAUCCUUUCUACCUGGUAAUCAUGAACAGUUGUACACUGGAACGGAAACCCCUAAAAGUGAAAAACACAUCAGCACUGAAUUACAAGUCUUGAAGCAUCAGGAGACUCAUAAAAUAGAGAAAUCCCAAGCAUGCAUCCAAGGCGAGAAAGCCUGCAUCAGCACAUCUCAGCUCAUUAACCCUGGGGGCAUUCACACAGGGGAGAAAAGCCAUGGGUGUGAUUCAUGGAAAUCCUCCAGAAACGUCAUUCUCACUCAACAUCAGAAAACUCAAACUCAGGACAAACUCUGUAUAACCAAUGAAUACAGAAAAGGCUCUCCUGUGAACACUGGUCUCACCAGACAUCAGCAAACCCGUUCCGGAGAUAAGUCCUAUAUAUGCAACGACUGUGGGAAAGGGUUUACCGUGAAGCGCUACCUGAUUGCACAUCAGCGAACACAUAGCGGAGAGAAGCCUUAUGUUUGCAACGAAUGUGGGAAAAGCUUCACUGUGAAGAGCAACCUAAUUGUGCAUCAGCGAACUCACACGGGGGAGAAACCCUACGUGUGCCGUGAGUGUGGGAAAGGCUUCACCAUGCAGCACUAUCUUGUUGUGCAUCAGCGAACACACACGGGAGAGAAACCCUACGUAUGUGAUGAAUGUGGAAGAGACUUCACUGUGAAGAGUAAUCUCAUUGUUCAUCAAAGAUCUCAUACAGGGGAAAAAUCUUACAUAUGCAGCGAGUGUGGCAAAGGCUUCACCGUGAAGCGCAAGCUCACUCUACACCAGCGAACUCACACAGGAGACAAACUGUACAUAUGUGAGGAGUGUGGGAAAGGCUUCACCACUAAGUGCACUCUCAUUAUACAUCAGCGAACUCACACAGGAGAGAAACCCUAUGCAUGCAACGCGUGUGGGAAGGCCUUCAGCCAGAAGAUUAGCCUCCGACAACAUGAGCGAUGUCAUACAGGGAAGACACCCUUUGUAUGUAGUGAGUGUGGAAAACAGUAUUCUCACAGAUACGGUCUCAUGACCCACCAGAGAAGUCACACGGGAGAGAAGCCUUAUGAGUGCAAGGCCUGUGGGAAAGCCUUCGCCACCAAGUCAGUCCUCAAUGUCCACCAAAGAACUCACACAGGAGAGAGACCCUACAAGUGCAGCCUUUGUGAGAGAGCCUUCUCCCAGUUGUCACACCUUGUGAAACAUCAGAAAACGCACACAAAAGCAUCCGAAAACGCACACGAGAGAAAUGGGUAGAUUCAUUCAAGUUGGAAGUUCCUUUCAUGGAGAGUCACAGGUCAUCACCUGUGAGUGAAGUCAUGCAGAACAACACACCUAUUAAUGCAGUUUCCGUGGAAUGCCUUCUGGGACAUGCAUUAAACAUCAGUGUUUCUAGCAGAUCAGAAUGCAAACACGGUAAUGCCUGUUGUCACACGUGUGCCCUGAGGGGAUGAAGGAAUUUACCCAGGAGAUUAACUUGGUGAAUUACAGUGACUAUGGUAAUGCCUUGAGUGAUCCUUACCUCACAUUUUCUGUCAGUGAAAACAUGUUGGAAAAACUCUGAUACGUCCAAUGUGAAGAUGCCCUUCCAGCUUCAUUAUAUGUCUCAGCAAAACGUUCUAGCUACAAUAUAUGUAUGAAAAGUGUAUAUUGAGACAAAUUCUGUGAAUACACAGAUGAGGAAAGCCUUCAGUGGGAAGACAGACUUUAUUAUCAGGGAUUGUCAUCAACCAUCAGUGUGUUCACCAGUUUGUAGAAAUAUGAAAAACAGACAAAACAAUAAAAAAAAAACAAAGAAAUGGGGUAACCAUGGGGAAGCCUCUACCCAGAAAGAAGACUUCAGUGAGAGUCAGAGUUCACACUGGAAACAAACCUUAAGAGAACUGCAUAUAUUUGACAAUUUCAUUGAUGCAUUCUAUCCCAUUGUUUGAAAAUCAUAUAGCAGUUAAGGCUUUAUGAACAUGCUAAAUUUAGAGCACUUUUAGUCAAAUGUCAGAGAACUUACAAAGGAAAGAAGUUCUAUGAAAAGGGAUAUGUUUGAGUGGGGUUUUUUGUGUGUUUUUUUUAAAAUAUAUUUUAUUGAUUUUUUACAGAGAGGAAGGGAGAGGGAUAGAGAGUUAGAAACAUCGAUGAGAGAGAAACAUCGAUCAGCUGCCUCCUGCACACCCCCCACUGGGGACGUGCCCGCAACAAGGUACAUGCCCUUGACCGGAAUCGAACCUGGGACCUUUCAGUCUGCAGGCCGACGCUCUAUCCACUGAGCCAAACCGGUUUCGGCUUUGUUUGUUUUUUAAAGACCAUAUUCAUAUUGCUACACCACUGGUGGUGGUGGUUUUUAUUUUGAAUCUGUACCAAUGGUUCUCAAACUUCAGCAUGCUCCGUUUCUUUUAACUAUAUUUUUCAUUGAUUUCAGAGAGGAAGGGACAGGGAGAGAGAGAUAGAAACAUCAGUGGUGAGAGAGAAUCAUUGAUUGGCUGCCUCCUGCACGCCCCCUACUGGGGAUCGAGCCCACAACCUGGGCAUGUGCCCUUGGCCAGAAUCGAACCUGGGACCCUUCAGACUGCAGGCGGACACUCUAUCCACUGAGCCAAACCAGCCUAAGGCUGGCCAAAUAUUUUAUAAAACCACCUUCAAAGUUAUUUUUAUAAAAUGUUUAAUUGGAAAUUAUUUUAACUUACAAGAAAUUGCAAAAUAGUUCAUAGACUUUCCUAGUAUUCUUUAUCCAGCUACUCCCAGUAAAAACAGCUGAUAAAACCAUUUUUUAUUGAAUCCAGAAAAAUGACAUUGGUAGUAUACUGUUAAUGAAACUCUUAACCUUAUUUGGGUUCUAUUAGAUUUUACAUGUAUUUUUUUAAAGUUUGUACUUCUAAGCUUUGUUACCUUAUAUAGAUCCACAUAACCACAACCACAAUGGAAAACUGCCUCAUCCACAGACUCCCCUGUGCUAACGUUUUUUAGGCUCAUAUCCUCUGUCUAACCUACCUCUGGCAAACACUCGACCUGUUUUCCAUCAGUUUAAUUUUGUCACUUCAUGAAUGUUAUAGAAAUCAUUUUUAUAAUUGGAUUUUAUACAUUUUAUAUAAAUCAAUUGUAUUUAUUUAUACAAAUUUAUGUUUUACUAAUAGGGACCAUGUAAGCAUUUCGUGUUUUUUGUCACUUGGCAAAUUGCUCUUAAUUAUUUGAGUUGAGAAUAGUUUUAUUAGUGAGUACGUACAUACCAGUUUGGAUAUACCAGUUGGUUUAACCAUUCAAACUCGUGAAAGAGAUUUGUAUUGUUUCCUGGUUUCAGCUGUUAUAAAUCAUAAUGAUGCUAUGAAA